AGUGACGGACGGAGAGAGAGGAGAGGAGAGAAAAGUGAGGGGCUAGUCUCGGGUGCCUCCUUCCACUUCGAUAAAAACCCCAUUCUCCUCGCACCUCCAGGACCCCAAUCGUCGUCUACAGAGGAAGCCAUUGUGAGGUACGCUCAAUCUGCUUCCAAAUCCAGGGGUGUAUAAUUUCACUUGUAGAGCAGAGAAGAGGAAGGGGCGGAUCUAUGGGCAACUGCAGGAGUACAUCUCGUGUGCUUCCAGUGAAGACACAUGUUCCAGAUUUUGAAUGGAAGAUUGAGGACUUCUCAUCGCUACUUGAGACGGGGGCCAAGUCUGCAACAUCUGGUCCUUUUCACUGUUCUGGGUAUAACUGGCACCUCCAAGUGAGUCCAAUGCAUACAAAACCUGGUGCUAAAACUGCAUAUGUUGCUCUUUGUGUUUAUAUGCAACGAUCAACAAGGUUGGAGCAAGGGCACUCGGUGCAUGCAGUGUUUGAGUUGUCAAUAUACAACCAUUCUAAUGGAAUGUAUUGUGGAUGCAAAGCUAGCCACACCUUUGAGUUCAAGAAUUUCACCUCGAACAAGCACUGCUUGAUUCCUCUUCAGGAGCUACUGAAAUCAUCUGCUUUUCUAGUUGAUGAUAGCUGUGUCUUUGGUUUAGAGAUAUUAAAAAUUGAUGCGUUUUCUCCUGAAAAGAGGGCUGUUGUGGUUCAGAAGAAGGCUACCACAGUUGAGAAUUUCUUUAUCCAGAAGAAGGGAUACCUGGAAGGAACAUACACUUGGACCAUAAACAAUUUCCUUGAACUGGACCAUGAGCAAUCAUUUUUCUGUUCUCGUACAUUUGAAGUUGGCGGACAUAAAUGGUACGUCGAAAUGUCUCCAUGUCGUGGCAAGUACAGCACUGAUUGCGUUUCCUUGUACUUAUACAUGGAUGCUUCCAAAGAGACCCCUUUGAAGUCCGGAAUGGUGGUACAAGCGACUCUUUCCAUCCUGGACCAAAAUAAUGGGGAAUACUUCACUGGAACUACAGGUCUCAGGGUCUUUAGUGGUCCAUACGGCUGGGGAUGGCCUUACUUCGUUGGACUCAAGGAACUCAAGGACCCGUCUCGAGGAUAUCUUGUGGGAUCGAAAUGCGUUAUAAGGGCAGAUCUCACUAUCGUUGGGUCAUCUACUGAUGGAAAGAUGUAGCUCAUGGCCUGAUGAAGAUAUAAUGCCCUUUCAUCCAACUAGCUACAAUUAUAUUAUACUAUAUGAGAUAAUGUUGUGGUAGCGGUACUAAGAACUUGUGGGAUGAUUAGUAUUGACCUGGAUUUCAGAUGUGAGACUUUAUUUCUAGUAUUUGAGGUAAAUAUAUAUUGACAUAAAUGUGAUUUGGGAAGUGCUUCCAUAUGUAUUGAGGAUGCAAACCUAUGUCAGUUAGCAUGUCUCGCUAGCUACAUGCAUGUUGCCUUCAGCUCAA
Lolium perenne is the source of this 1446-nucleotide messenger RNA. RefSeq lists its product as uncharacterized. The record is from RefSeq and is a predicted model, not a curated record. Gene Ontology annotation, molecular function: protein binding. Lineage: Eukaryota; Viridiplantae; Streptophyta; Magnoliopsida; Poales; Poaceae.